AUGCGGGUCAAGGUGAUUCCUUCAAAACCAACGGACCACUCCGACCCACUUCCCUCCCACGCCGUCACGUGCGUCGCGCGACUGCUGGUAUUUACCUAUGGGCCUAUGGAGGAAAGGGAUAGGAUGAGAAUAGAAUACCUAAACAAUAAAAUUUGGAGGGAUGACACAGUUUGUGUGAACAUGUUAAGACUUAAUAGAGACAAGUUCUUUCGGUUGUGCAGUCUUUUUAGAGAUCGUGGUUUGCUUAAAGAUACCAUUCACGUGUGUGUUGAGCAACAAGUGGGCAUGUUUCUAAAUACAGUGGGACACAAUCUUAGGAAUAGGUUAGUUGGAACUAAUUUUGAUAGAUCGGGAGAAACAGUUAGCCAUUAUUUCAACAAAGCACUCCAUGCUAUUGGUCAGUUACGGGGGGAAUUAAUUAAACCCCCAUCCUUGGACACUCCAAGCAAAAUUGCAGGGAACUACAGAUGGGAUCCAUACUUUAAGGAUUGUAUUGGAGCAAUUGAUGGUACACAUGUAAGAGCAUUUGUUCCUAAGGAUAUUGAGAAUUCAUUUCGUGGUAGGAAGUCUCAUGCCACACAAAAUGUUAUGGCAGCCGUAGAUUUUGAUCUACGGUUCACUUAUGUCUUGGCUGGUUGGGAGGGGGCAGCACACGAUGCUCUAGUUUUACGAAAUGCUUUAGAAUGUGAGAAUGGUCUUCGUGUUCCACAAGGCAAAUACUACCUAGUUGAUGCUGGAUAUGGAGCAAAGCCGGGAUUCUUGCCCCCUUUCCGUGGCGUCCGGUACCACUUGAAAGAAUGGGGGAGGGGGAGUAAUCCGGUGCAAAAUGAGAAGGAGUUGUUCAACCUUAGACAUUCCUCUCUUCAGGUCACAGUAGAGCGUGCAUUUGGGGCACUAAAGAGAAGAUUCAAAAUUCUUGAUGAUGCCAUCCCAUUCUUCCCUUUUCCAACUCAAGUAGAUGUUGUUGCUUGCUGCAUCAUUCAUAAUUGGGUCAUACAAGAUGGGGUAAGAUGGGGUUGAUGAUUUUUUUUUCGAGGACUAUCCAAGCUAUGAACAAGCUUCAACAGUCACUGGACAAGCAAAUGACCAUGCUGCUAUGGUUCAUUUCAGGCAACAAAUUGCUGAUCAGAUGUGGUCAGAUCGUCAAAACAACAAUGUUAACUAAUAUUGUUUGAUGUAUUU
Messenger RNA from Panicum virgatum (switchgrass), 1182 nucleotides. Its product is annotated as protein ALP1-like. Lineage: Eukaryota; Viridiplantae; Streptophyta; Magnoliopsida; Poales; Poaceae. The transcript has 4 exons. The coding region runs from base 1 to 1020 and encodes 339 amino acids. The record is from RefSeq and is a predicted model, not a curated record.